AUGCUCUCCAAGGCAGAUAGUAACGUUGCUCACUUCUCAAGCAUCUGCUUUCCUUGGCCAAGACCCUUCAUCAGAGAGCCUGCGGAUGUGCCCAAGACUGUACGCAAAUGGCGAACAAUAUCAUGGUCAUCAGCAUGCCUCAUAGCAUUGUCGACCGCGGGGUUUGCAGUUCAGAUUGUCAUCGCGUUAAGAUUACCUUGGACUAUCGCUACUGCGGUACUAUGGGGACUUGCAGGAAUUUAUGCUGCAGCAAUACGACCAACCACCGCCUCGGUACCACUGCUCCUUGCUUUUGUGAGCAUUGCCAUUCUGGGAGGAGCCUCGUUUGCUUUCCACUUUUCUGAGGAUGUCUACGGAUCUGGUGCCCUUCUUGCCGGUCUGAGUACGCUGCUGGCCAUUGUCGCCUUGUUGAUCAUGAUCAACAUGCCUCUUCGAGAUCCUGCGACAAAUCAAGAUGAUAUUGGUCCAGUUUUUGCACCGUCCAGCCACGCGUUCCGGUCCCCCGAAGACAAUCUGACCCUUUUCCAAUGGAUGACAGUGUCUUGGCUGAGCCCUUUGAUCAAACUUGGGAACGAAAGACAGCUACACGAUGAAGACGUCUGGCAGUUAGGCUAUGAAUUUCAACACCGUCAUUUGCAUGAUGCGUUCCGCGAACUCGAGGGCACCCUUAUCAGGCGUCUCCUGAUGGCAAACUGGAUUGAUCUCGUGCUUCUCAGCCUAUUGGCAGUUUUCGAGUUGGCGGCGAACUAUUCCGCCCCAGUUCUCCUGCAAAGCUUGCUACAGUCCAUGGAGACGAUACAACACAGCAAAAGACCUGCCGUUACAUUCGCACUGCUGAUCCUUAUGAUCAGGCUCGUUGCGGCUCAGAGCGCAGUGUUCAGCUUAUGGUUUGGAAGACGAUGCUAUGAACGAGCAAGAGGCGAAAUGAUCACAAUGUUAUACGAAAAGACACUGAACAGGAAAAUUCUAGGCAGCGUUGCUCAAGAAGCUGAGAAGGACUUGUGUCGGGCUGAUGAAAUUGAUGUUGAUGGCCCGCAACUUACAGAUACCAACUCCCUCCCCCUGACAGAACCACCACCUCAUGACUUGCAGCUAGAUGUACCACCGACGCUGUCUACAAGAGCACAAAAGUUGCUCCAUUGGGUACGGACAAGGUUCAAGAAUAGCCAUAGGACUCCCGAAAUCCAAUCCGCGGCGUCGAUGGGCAAGAUUCUUAACCUGAUGCGCAACGACGUUUACCAGGUAGCUCAACGAUUUUGGGAAUUUCAGACCUUGAUCAACAAACCUCUGGGGCUGGUCCUAUCGAUUGUCUUGAUCUGGCGUAUGCUUGGGUGGUCGAGUUUGGUUGGCGUGGCAGUGGUGCUUAUCGCACAGAUCUUCAACUACAUCCUUGCUCGCAUCCUGAUCAGCUGGGAGAAGGAGCGUCGGAAGGCGACUGACGUAAAGUUACAAAGGAUAUCACAGUACGUUGAAGCUAUCAGGCAUUUGAGAUGGUAUGGGUGGCAUUUCAAAUGGCUUGAAGGGGUGAUGGCGGCCCGACAAAGGGAACUCAGAUUGAAAGUCAUCACCUACCUCUGGAACUGCGGUAUCAAGUUCGUCAACUCUGUCGCCAGCGGAAUGCUUCCAGUUGCUUGUUUUUAUGCCUACACCGCCUUGGCAGGCCAGCAACUACGAGUCGAUAUUGCGUUCCCCGCAUUGCAACUCUUCGCACUUAUGCAAGAAAAUCUUCGAGAAAUUCCGAACUUGAUCACUGUCUUACUAGACGCGUCCGUGGCAGUAGGGCGUAUCGAGGACUUUAUUUCGGAGCCCGAAAAGGCCGAUACUUCGGAAUUCCAGGACUCUACAGAGGACCAACUUGAAUUGCGCGACGCAACGUUCUCAUGGCCGGGACUCUCUAAACCAGUUCUUCGACACCUCAAUCUCUCAUUCUCUCGAGGACUCACAGUGGUAUACGGCCCGGUUGCAGCCGGAAAGACCGCUCUACUCCAGGCCUUGCUCGGGGAGCUUGAUCUUCUUGCAGGACAACUGUUCAGGCCACAAGGCCCGAUCGGUUACUGUGCGCAAACUCCCUGGCUACAAAGCAUGAGCAUACGCGAGAAUAUACUCCUCAAUGCUCCCUACCAGGAGAUUCGAUACAAAAGGGUCCUCGAAGCCUGUGCUCUUCUUCCGGAUUUGGCCAGUUUCAAACACGGAGACCUCUCCUAUAUUGGCGAGAACGGCAUUGGACUUUCAGGAGGUCAAAGAGCCAGGGUUGCUCUAGCGCGAGCAGUCUACAGUCGAGCCGAUAUCCUCUUGUUGGACGACCCUCUAAGUGCGUUGGACCAGCAAACCGCAGAAUGGAUAGUCAAGAAGUGCUUGACUGGCAGUCUGAUGGAAGGGCGUACUGUAGUCCUCGUCACGCAUCGCACUGAUCUUUGUCAGGACGUUGCGUCGCAACUUGUCGAGAUAUCGCACGGAACGGCCACGUUACAUCGUUCUGACGAGGAUCUCACCGUCUCCACGUCUCCAGAACCUCGUGUAUCAACUUCUGGUGAUGUGCAUGGUGAAGAGAUCGAUGAGACGGCGGCUGUGCCCGAAAAGUUUGUGGAAGAAGAACGCAGAGUGCAUGGCGGUGUGCAGCUGGCUGUCUACUGGGAGUAUAUUAGGGCCGGCAGGCUGACCUGGUGGUUCACGGUCGUCUUGACCGCUGCUUUAUGCCGCAUCAUAUAUGUCGGUGAGAGCUGGUUUUUGAAAGAAUGGGGUGAGGCCUACAAUUGGGCUAUAUUGCAACUUCUCGGCUUCCAGUCGUUCGACUCCGGCACACACCUACUUAAGAAUCGCAUGGAAGGAUUCUUCGACAAAUUCCCGAACCCUGCAGUAAACGUCCAACCCUGGCUUCUAGGAUUUCUCGUUAUUGUGCUUGGGGAAACAAUUGCUGUUCUUUUGUCGCAAGCGUCCAUGCUGGUGGUUACAUUUACCGCCGCACAGCGAAUGUUCAGAGACAUCAUGGAUCGGAUCAGCAAUUCGACCUUUCAUUUCUAUGAUGUGACGCCGGUGGGCAGACUCAUGAAUCGUCUGACCUCUGAUAUUGGGGCGAUUGAUGGCAAUAUUGCAGAUCAAUUCUUGACCGUCAUUUGGUAUGGUAUUGCAUGGAUAUCAUCCAUGAUAGUGAUCGGCAGUGUCACGCCUCUGUUCCUCGUCUUUGCAAUUGCCUUGACCGUUGCAUUCGUGAUCAUCUUCUUGCGUUUCAUACCCACGUCGCAAAGCUUGCGCCGUCUCGAAAUGGUCUCUCUCAGCCCUCUCAUGUCGAACUUCGGGGCGCUCUUAAAUGGGCUCAUGACGGUCAGGGCAUUCUGUGCUCAGCCAGAAUUUCAACAACGGAAUAUCCAAGUCACAGAUUCUUUCCAAAAGAUGGAUCAUUUUUACUGGAGUCUACAAGCAUGGCUGAUGUACCGGUUCGACGGUCUUUCAGCCGCCUCGACUUUUCUCUUGACAUUGCUGGCGAUCUUUUCGGGCUUGUCAGCUGGUCUGACUGCUUUCGUCCUCGUUGCAGCGGACAAGUUUGUCCAGUCAACCCAUGCGAUCUGUAAACAAUAUGGCCAGCUCCAACUUGACUUCGUCAGCGUGGAGCGUGUCGUUGAACUGGUCCACUUGGAACAAGAAGAGCCUGGUCUUGUGAAGCCUCCAGCUGCUUGGCCGACCUAUGGUGGCGAUAUUGUGUUUGAGAACGUCACCAUUCGAUACCAGCCUCAUCUCGACCCAGCACUUUCAGAUGUUUCUCUACAUCUCAAGGGGGGCACCACCAAUGCCAUUGUCGGGCGAACUGGUUCGGGCAAGUCAACUCUUGCGUUGGCUUUGUUAGCAACGAUCACUCCUGAGUCUGGCCGUAUCCUGAUCGACAACAUUGAUGUCUCCAAAGUUGAUAAGCAAGCUUUACGGAGUCGAGUCACUUUUCUUGCCCAAGACCCAAUACUCUUCCAGGGGUCGUUACGACAUAACCUUGACCCGAUGGAAGAACAUUCUGACCAUGCAUGCGAAGGUGUUCUGUCCAGGGUUUGCGGGAAGUACGGGUGGACGCUUGAAACGCAGAUCGAUAACGGAGGGCGCAAUCUCAGUCAAGGACAAAGACAGCUUGUUGGGCUCGCUCGUGCGAUCCUGAGGCGAAGCGCGAUCGUCAUCAUGGAUGAGGCAACAGCUAGCAUCGACCUUGACACGUCGACCCAGAUUCAAAAGGUUCUCAAAGAAGAACUGCGAGAAAGCACGAUUAUAACCAUCGCACAUCGCGCAGCGGCUGUUGAAAAUGCCGAUUGUUGUGUUGUCCUGUCCGCCGGGCGACUUGUCAGUCAAGGAAGGCCGGAUGAAGUUGAAUUCUUCGAGUAG
This is a messenger RNA of Capronia coronata CBS 617.96, 4359 nucleotides long. RefSeq lists its product as uncharacterized. Gene Ontology annotation, molecular function: ATP binding; ABC-type peptide transporter activity; ATP hydrolysis activity. Bases 1 to 4359 code for a protein of 1452 amino acids. The record is from RefSeq and is a predicted model, not a curated record. Gene Ontology annotation, cellular component: membrane; fungal-type vacuole. Lineage: Eukaryota; Fungi; Ascomycota; Eurotiomycetes; Chaetothyriales; Herpotrichiellaceae. The transcript has a single exon. Gene Ontology annotation, biological process: transmembrane transport.